This is a messenger RNA of Serendipita indica DSM 11827, 1176 nucleotides long. NCBI's taxonomy places the organism in Eukaryota, Fungi, Basidiomycota, Agaricomycetes, Sebacinales, Serendipitaceae. The record is from the annotation of a GenBank genome assembly.
AUGCAAGGCUCUCGUUUGCCAUUUGACGAUGAUGCAGCAGAGUCUAGACUACCCGUUUCUACACUAAGAUCUACCGCAUCCCCGUACAAACGCGCUCAGUUCACCGCGAGUACGAAUCAAUAUACAGCACUUUGGACCCAAAUGGGCCAAAAUGGACCCAAGCCGAAUCUCACCCUUGGUAGAUCCAAUAUUCACUCUGUGCUAACGACUCCACUGUCCGUAGGGAACGAGCACUCAGAUGUUGCUCGCGACGAAAGCGCAAUCAGACAUGUUAUUAUCCAUCCAAGCUCACCACAAAGAGAUAGUGUCUCUGAAACAUCAGAAAUUGACGCGUUUGACGCGUCAUCCAACGCGCCCAGCUCUCCUCUCGCGGUCCCAGGUAGCCCAUCGUCGUCGGUUGCCGCUGAUAUCUCCGGAGCAUUCGACACAACUCAGGAUGUGGAGGAUGAUCUAACGGAAAGCGAUCACUCGCCCUUCGAACGCGGCCCAAAGGUCUACUCUCCAUUUUCAUCCCCUCUUUCGAGCAUAGCGGACACUCUUGCGGAACGUGGAGCCACUCCAUGUCCACCUUCAACUGUUCCAAACCCGCCUGACGAGUCCCUUGCUUCAUCUCAAAGCGAAGCCGGCCCAAGUACAAGUAGGAGAAAGCGGCCAAGGACCCCGUCUCCACCACGCAAAGCUCCAGCAAGUCGAGCAAAGGGGAGGAAAUCCAAGUCAGAAAUGCCUGUCAAGACGAGCAAAGAGAAAGAAGGAAGUGGCCGUAAACCAUCUAGACGACCCUUGGAGGAGCUGAGUCCACGGUCUCUCAAAGCAGCGACAGAUCUUGUUGGCCCGCUUGUCCAGAUUCUCGCAUUAUCUGGGCGGUCAUCAAUGCCGACAUCCACAAUCAUUAACGAGUUAUUUAUGACGACCCCGUCUCUAAAGUCGGAAAGGACCUCGAAGGAAUGGACGGCGUUGGUUAUUCUCAUAAUGUCCAGUCACUCCAUCUUUGGACAAGCGGAGAGAGCUGGCUUGAAGAAUGCAAACGACGAAGCUGUAGAAGACGAAUGGUUCUACAGGCCCGAAAACGACGACGAUCACGAACGUCGGGAGACGCUGGGCGCUUUCCAGAGAGGUGGUGGAAAACGUCGAGCGACCGUGGAGAAGAAGCAAUACUUCUGGAAGCCUGUCCGAUGA